Capsicum annuum is the source of this 1301-nucleotide messenger RNA. Its product is annotated as putative late blight resistance protein homolog R1A-10. Lineage: Eukaryota; Viridiplantae; Streptophyta; Magnoliopsida; Solanales; Solanaceae. Gene Ontology annotation, biological process: defense response to other organism. The record is from RefSeq and is a predicted model, not a curated record. Gene Ontology annotation, molecular function: ADP binding.
GUUCGAGAUAAUGGUCUCUUACAUCUUAUUUUCUCACUUCCCAUUACCACAAGAAAGAUCAAGCUUAUCAAAGAAGAAGUCUCCAAUUUACCUGAGAAGGUUCCCAAGAACAAGAGCCUCAUUGUUGUAAACUCUCCCAAGAAGCCAGUUGGAAGUAAGCCAUUGACAGCUGGUAAAAUAGUUGUAGGUUUUGAGGAGGAGACACAGUUGAUAAUUAGUAAGCUCACCAGUGUAGCGAAAGAUCUAGAUGUCAUUUCAAUCAUUGGUAUGCCGGGUUCGGGCAAAACUACUUUGGCGUACAAAGUAUACAAUGAUGAGUCCGUUUCUACACGUUUCGACAUUCGUGCAUGGUGCACAGUUGGCCAAGAAUACGACAAAAGAAAUUUGUUGGAGAAAGUUUAUAAUCAAGUUACUGGCCCUGAUUCAAAAUUGAGUGAGAAUAUUGAUGUUGCUGAUGAGCUAAGAAGGCAUCUGAUUGGAAAGAGGUAUCUUAUUGUCUUAGAUGACUUGUGGGAUACUGAUGCAUGGGAUAAGUUAACAAGACCUUUUCCUCUAGUUGAGAAUGGAAGCAGAAUAAUUUUGACAUCUAGAGAUACGGAAGUGGGUUUGUAUGGAAAGCGCAGCACUGAUCCUCUUAACCUUCGUUUGCUAAGGCCAGAAGAAAGUUGGGAGUUAUUGGAGAAAAGGGCAUUUGGAAACGACUGUUGCCCAGAUGAACUAUUGGAAGUUGUAAAAGAAAUAGCCGAAAAUUGUAAGGGACUUCCUUUGGUGUCUGAUCUGAUUUUUGGAGUCAUUGCAGGGAGGGAAAAGAAGAAAUCUGAGUGGCUUGAAGUUCGAAAUAAUUUGAAUUCUUUUAGUUUGAACAGUGAGGUUGAUGUGAUGAAGGUUGUGGACUUAGAAGUGAUGAAGGUUAUAGAAUUAAGUUAUGAACAUUUACCAAAUCAUCUGAAACCCUGCUUACUUUACCUUGCACGUUUUCCUAAGGACACUACAAUGGAGACAGAUGAGUUGAAAAUGUAUUGGCAUGCCGAAGGACUUGUUGAACUGACGGAGAUGAUGAGUGUGGAGGAAGUGAUGGAGGUGUAUUUGGAUAAUUUAAUUUCCAGUAGCUUGGUGAUUCUUUUCAAUAAGAGAGGUAAUCACCCGACUUGCCAACUCCAUGAUCUUGUGCAUUACUUUUGUUUUAUAAAAGCCAGAAAGGAAAAGUUGUUUGAGUGGAUAAGUUCAAGUGAUCGCUGCCUUCAACAUUGUUGGAUAAGUUCUUCAGAUCUGAAGCAUAAAUAAGAAAAGUUUCUUUCUUU